Fusarium odoratissimum NRRL 54006 is the source of this 2145-nucleotide messenger RNA. RefSeq lists its product as uncharacterized. Gene Ontology annotation, molecular function: palmitoyl-(protein) hydrolase activity. The coding region runs from base 360 to 1535 and encodes 391 amino acids. The transcript has 2 exons. The record is from RefSeq and is a predicted model, not a curated record. Gene Ontology annotation, cellular component: membrane. Lineage: Eukaryota; Fungi; Ascomycota; Sordariomycetes; Hypocreales; Nectriaceae.
CAGACCAUAGGCAUGAGACAGAUUAAACAGAUCAUUCUGUAAAACAUCUGCGUCAAUUGAUCAUAAAUUUAGUAAAAAUUGGUUGAGAAUUAUGAUGUUCUUGAAGAUUUUACUGAAAAAUAUUCAUGAGAUAUUUAUAAUCACUUUACACCCCUACACGCAUACAAUGAAGUCAGAUACAUCUCACUAUCAGCUGUCUCCCUCAAUUUCACUGCACAUCAUCCCCAAUUCGCCCAGCCGCAUAUCCCUCAAGCCCAGUCGCGCUCGAACAUGUCAUAAACUCGGACCCCUUGCACCUAACUACAUCAAUCCACGUUUCUCCGUCCCCUUGCCAGGCGCUUCUUUGAUCGCCAGCUCCCAUGGCCUCGCAUGCCAUAACCAUAUCGGCCAUGCGCUCGCGAGGCGUUUGCAUGAGGACUCGGCCGCGUAUGUGGACACAUGCAAUUAUGAGGCCUCAUCUGGGCCGCACUAAGUCCCUGCAUGUUGCGCCUUUUCUCAUGCCGCCUUUGGUGUUUACUGGUUUGUUUGUAGCUUUGUGGAGUUGGAAGUGUUUGAUGAUGGUUCUGUUCCAGAAUACGAUCAUCUAUAAUCCGUUCUUACCACCCAAUUCUCGGAGUUUGACCAUUGAGGAGUUCUCCCGCGAUUGUGGACGUGUGAAAUGGAGGGAAGAGAGAAUUAAGUCAUUGGAUGGAACAGAGAUUGCCUUGUGUGUGGCAGAUGUUCCCCCAGUAUCUCAAGUGAGUGCGGGCAAAGCAACGACACCAGUUUACAUCCUCUACUUUCAAGGGAACGCAUCGUCGUUACCACCUAGACUACCAGAUCUGUCCUGGAUUAUACGGCGAGCACAUGAUAAUGAACCCUCAGUUAACUACACAUUGGUUUGUCUGAGUUAUCGAGGGUAUUGGACAUCUCAUGAUAGACCAUCAGAACCAGGAAUCAAUCUUGACUCGCAAGCAGCAUUACAAUGGAUAGCUCAAUUACAUGAAAGCAGAUCAGAAAAUGCUGAUCAAGAGAAACCAACAGUACUACUCUGGGGACAGAGCAUUGGCUGUGGUUUCGCAACCAACCUUGCAGCCAAAGGUCAAUUCCCUCCAGGUAUAAAACUUAACGGUCUUAUUCUGGAAACACCCUUUACAAACGUCCGAGCGAUGCUCCAAGCAUUAUAUCCACAGAAGUGGCUUCCAUACCAAUAUCUCUGGCCAUUUCUCCGAAACCACCUGGACAGCUGGGCCAACCUCGGCAUGAUAGCCAAGAGAUUCCCAGAUACGCCACCGGGGAUAUACAUAGUGGAAGCCGGAAAAGAUGAGCUUGUUCCUGCCAAUCACGGCGAGGAACUGCUUCAGCGAUGCCGACGGGUUGGACUCCCAGUGGAGCGCCAGAAGGUCCGCGGGGCACUUCACAACGAAGCCAUGGUGAGAGUCUCGGGCAAACAAGCACUUGCGCAGUCCAUCUCGACGGCUGCAACACGGGCACGGGAACAGGACUUGUUAAGAAAAGGAGAAGAUGAGAACAGUGCAGGGAAGGGGUUGACUUGAAACUGGUCAAGUUGAGGGGCAAAUCAUUCAAGUCUCGAGUUCUCUGGCGUGAAUUCGGGACAUGUCGGUCAUCUGCAGCCGUGGCGUACAGGGAUCUUAAGUGUGUGUGACAAGAAAUGCCGUCACGGUCAACCGUAUAACGGGCAUUGUCACCGUCGAUGCCCUCAAAUCUCAGGGAGGUUUCUCAUCCGAGCCUUGCACUAAGGGUCAUUAGAACCCAGCAGGCUGUAUCGAGUGUGGAGGCGUUGGGAGCUAUGUCAGGUACCUUACCUUGGUUCCCCUGGUUAAAUCACAAAUCAUACCCACCGACGAAAGGCUAAAAGAUCCACCAUCAAUUAAAACAGCAUGGGGUUAAAGGGAAAAAAGUUGUUUGUGGUAGAGAGUGUGCUUGGAGGGGAGAAGCCAUUCUGUGAAGUCGUGAGAAUUAGAUAGACGAGGAGGCCUCGUAAGGGUCAUACAUCAUCAACCCAAUUGAGCUUGGCCCUCAAUUGAUCUCAAUUGAUUCUGCAAGAGCUUACGAUUCAGAUGAUGCAAAAAAUGACGAGGCUCGACCAUAUUUCAAGAGCCUUGCAGCUCCAUUGCCGAGCAUGCGUUAUCAUGCAGUCCCAUG